Molecule: messenger RNA, 2265 nt
Organism: Sycon ciliatum
Lineage: Eukaryota; Metazoa; Porifera; Calcarea; Leucosolenida; Sycettidae
Exons: 2
Coding region: 160-2208 (682 amino acids)
Source: RefSeq, a predicted model, not a curated record
AUAAAGAAACGAGCAUGCCCACACCACCGUGCAAGUACAGCACUCACUCCAGAUCGAUUCAUUGACAAGAAUGCAGUGCACAUCUGUGAAAUAUGCAAGCAUGCUGUCGAUGGUGCAAUAGAAACGCCAUGCUGUGGGGAUUUGUUCUGCGUGGACUGCAUGUGCGAGUGGCUGGAACGCAACAGUGUCUGCAAAUCGUGCCAUGAGCAGCUGAUGGCAUCACGGCUACGCCACCCGGGCAAAGCGCUAAGCAAAUCAGCCAACAAUAUAUCCAUUCGAUGUGAUCACUAUGAGCCAUCUCUCAAGGGCUGCCCUGACGUUGUGUCUCUUCACAGACUACAGGAGCAUGUUCAAGAGUGUGCAUUCAAUCCGCAGAACACACGCAUGAAACCUGUCCGGUCAGUUCGUCCAUCAUCCGCCGUAGCCGACGUCUUGACGGCAUCACCUUCAAAACUGAAAGGAAACAUUGCCACUAAUCUGACUGCUCGUCUAGUCACGGCACGCGUUGAGGAAGGGAGAUUAGAAGUGAAGACAGGAGAUGGAGGAAGAGGCAAACCCCAAGUGUACCAGUUGACACCAGAAGGUAGCGUACCCUCCACUGAGGCAUCGGCCUCGACACUCCGUCGGCGAGAGGCUGAACUCACCCGCAUUGCAGAAUCGGUAUGCGGUGGCUCUGACGGCGCACGUGUUCAGAUGAUUGCUGGACUGAAGCGCCUUUCGCUAUCUGCACAGGAGCAGCUCCUCCAAGAUGCUGGACUAUGCAGCAGCACGCCAGCUCCUGGAACGGCUUUGGCUAUUAAAGCUGAUCUGCAGCUCCCCUGGGCAAAGCUGCGAAAACUGAGGCAGUGGCUGAAGGUGAUGGGUAUCACCCUAGAAUCGGAACAGCACGUGCGCGAGUUCGUAGCUAGGACACUGCCAAAGUAUACAGCGCUUGACCUACCCUUCGCCCAAAAGGAUGGAGAGAUGUCAAUGGCAGCAGCUGUAUUCUUCCCUGACUUGAUCAGCGUUGUUCUUCACUUUCUGGAUGUCCUGAAGGAGAGUGAUCGGCUAUCAUGGCAUUCUGGAGCUAUCCCCGCAUCUGAGAUAUGGUUAAAAGUCGGUGGCGACCACGGUGGCGGAAGUUUCAAAUUGAGUAUGCAGAUUGCAAAUACUGACAACCCGAAUGCCACGAGGAACACGAUCCCAGUGCACAUCUUCAACGAGAAGGACAGUGCAGCAAACCUGGAGACAGCGCUUGGGCAGUACCGCCCCCAACUGGAGCAGCUGCAGCUGACCCACUGGGAGGGGAAACAGAUACGCGUCUUCUUGUUUGGAGACUAUGAAUUCCAAACGGUCAACUAUGGUCUCUCUGGAGCAGGCGGUCUGCGUCCAUGUCUCCACUGCCAUUGUCUGAAGACGGACAUGGCUCGUUGCCAAGAGGAGAGAUGUAGCGAGGACAAGCGGCCGCGCUCACUCCAGACCCUCGCGCAUGACCAUGCCAAGUAUGUUGAAGCUGGCUCGAGGCUUUCACAUGCAAAGCAUUUCAACAACGUCAUCCGCCACUGCAUUCUGCCAGUACCGAUCAGCAAUGCGAUCAUACCGAUUCUGCACUUGGAUCUUGGAAUUUUCAAGUGGAUGUUCGAUGCCAUGUUGAAAGAGAUCCGUGAGCUCGACACCCAGAUUGCUGCUAAGUGUGCUGCCAUUGAUAGUGACCCGGCCGCAUUUUCGAAACUUUGCCAGCUCCAUGCUGAAGUGCGGUCUGUAGAGUUGGCCAUGAACGAUGCCGCUGUGCAGAAACACACAAUUCAGCAGCAGUUGCAAUUCGUUGCACUUCAUGCGCAGCAACACGUGGACCAGGAUGUCGUGGGAGUAGUUGCAGAAUUGCAGCAGCUCCACCAGACAGCUGUACAAACACACGACCUGCACAGCACCAAGCACACCAGGCUGCUGAAUGACAUCCAGAAGGUCACUGGCAGUAAGGGUUUUGAAGGGCCAUGCUAUUCCUCAGUCGAACCCGUCCUUCAAGACCACCUCAUCAAACGCCAAGUAUACCACAGUGGUUCCUUCGUUGGAAAUCAUGUGCAUCGAGCAUUGCAGCCCACUGUUGUCACUGCAAUAACAAGUGCCCAUGUUCCUGUUGUCCAGACUCGCUGUCCUGAACUGCUGCAGAACGCUCAAGACAUCUCGAAACGGUAUGAAGGCCUGAUGACGGGAUACGCCUCUUGUUGAGCUGAUUUUUCGCACUGCAAUCAAAUCAGCAACGACGACAUUGCGAGGCUCCAGAAG